AUGCCUCCUCCACCAAGACUCCCCGAGGGUGCUCACGGCCCGUCCACCAUGGACAAGUUGAAGAUGGGUGCUAUGAUGGGCGGCACUGUUGGUGCCAUUAUGGGUUUCGUCUUUGGAACCGUCAACAUCUUUAGAUAUGGCGCAGGCCCCAACGGUAUCAUGCGAACUUUGGGACAAUACAUGGCUGGAUCUGGUGCAACUUUCGGCUUUUUCAUGGGCAUUGGAAGUGUCAUCAGAACGGACGCAUCUCCUUUCGCCAACGAAGCAUUUCUACGAGCACAAAGAAGACCAUAUAUCGUGGCCGCGCAACAAGCCUACCGUCCCAGAUCCCAAUAG
Truncatella angustata is the source of this 336-nucleotide messenger RNA. Its product is annotated as reactive mitochondrial oxygen species modulator 1-domain-containing protein. Gene Ontology annotation, cellular component: TIM23 mitochondrial import inner membrane translocase complex. The record is from RefSeq and is a predicted model, not a curated record. Bases 1 to 336 code for a protein of 111 amino acids. Lineage: Eukaryota; Fungi; Ascomycota; Sordariomycetes; Amphisphaeriales; Sporocadaceae. Gene Ontology annotation, biological process: protein import into mitochondrial matrix; protein insertion into mitochondrial inner membrane. The transcript is spliced from 5 exons.